This is a messenger RNA of Ochotona princeps (American pika), 855 nucleotides long. RefSeq names its product high mobility group box 3 (gene HMGB3). The record is from RefSeq and is a predicted model, not a curated record. The transcript is spliced from 5 exons. The coding region runs from base 18 to 833 and encodes 271 amino acids. Gene Ontology annotation, cellular component: nucleus. Lineage: Eukaryota; Metazoa; Chordata; Mammalia; Lagomorpha; Ochotonidae. Gene Ontology annotation, biological process: regulation of transcription by RNA polymerase II. Gene Ontology annotation, molecular function: DNA binding, bending.
UUGUUGGGUUCGAAUGAAUGAUCCCAGAGGCCGCGCCCAAUAGGCAGCCGCGCCUGCUUAAUAUGCAUGAGGCCCGUAGCCAAUGGCCGGGCGAGGAGGUUGUUUUAAACGGCGGAGCCCGCUGGCCAAUCAGGCGGCUCUCGUGGAGGCAGCUAGCGCGAGGCUGGGGAGCGCUGAGCCGCGCGUCGUGCCCUGUGCUGCCCGGACGAGCGAACAAUACAGUCAGGAUGGCUAAAGGUGACCCCAAGAAGCCAAAGGGCAAGAUGUCGGCGUAUGCCUUCUUUGUGCAGACAUGCCGAGAGGAGCAUAAGAAGAAAAACCCAGAAGUCCCUGUGAAUUUUGCAGAAUUUUCGAAGAAGUGCUCUGAGAGGUGGAAGACAAUGUCUGGGAAGGAGAAAUCCAAAUUCGAUGAGAUGGCCAAGGCAGAUAAAGUGCGCUACGAUCGGGAAAUGAAGGAUUAUGGGCCAGCCAAGGGAGGCAAGAAGAAAAAGGACCCGAAUGCCCCUAAGAGACCACCAUCUGGAUUCUUCCUCUUCUGCUCGGAAUUUCGCCCCAAGAUCAAAUCCACCAACCCUGGGAUCUCCAUUGGAGAUGUGGCCAAGAAGCUGGGUGAGAUGUGGAACAACCUGAGCGAUGGUGAGAAGCAGCCAUACAUCACUAAGGCAGCAAAGCUGAAGGAGAAGUACGAGAAGGAUGUUGCCGAUUAUAAAUCUAAAGGGAAGUUUGAUGGUGCAAAGGUGCCUGCCAAGGUUGCCCGGAAAAAGGUGGAAGAGGAAGAUGAAGAGGAGGAAGAGGAAGAUGAAGAGGAGGAGGAGGAGGAGGAAGAUGAAUAAAAACCAACUGUGUUAUUCUGUC